AUGACGAGCACGCGCCCGAACGGAUACGACAGCGAUCUGCUGGCGAGCGCGCCUGCCGCGAGCAGGGCGGAGAGGCAGGAAGGGUACAACGUCGACCUGCUCGAGAAGGGCGACAGCCCGCCGCCGCUCUCGUUGAACUCCAAAGAACAACCGCCGCCCCCAGCGCCUCCGCAACACGCCGCGACCACAGCGCCAUUCUGGCGCACGCGCAAGGGCGCGGCGCUCAUCGCCCUCCUGGCGCUCGUCGUCCUCGGCGCGGUGGUCGGCGGCGCGGUCGGCGGGACGGUGGGGAAGAAGCACCGCCAUUCUGAUUCCUCGAGUGCGUCUUCGAGUGCGAGUAGUUCGGCGGCGGCCGCGGCGAGUAUGAGCUCUGGCGGCGCGUCGCAGGGCGUGGGCUCGGACGCGGGGCCGGGGCCAACUGUUCUCUCGGUGAUUUCUGGGGCGACUCCCGCGCCGAGUCAGACGGCGUCGGCGCUUAUUGGGAGGAAGUAGGAGGGACGGUUUGGUGGCGGCCGGGAUGUAUCUCAACCAUUAUAUUCUUGAGGGUGUGAUGUAGAACGGGGUGUACGGACAUUGCUUUGUUACCGGGUAUCGUAUCUUAUUCUGUAUCAUAUGGUCUACUAGUAUGCGCUGGGCUAUCUCAUCGGAUAUACAACUCAGGGCUGCGUGCUGUCUCCUCG
This is a messenger RNA of Gloeophyllum trabeum ATCC 11539, 680 nucleotides long. RefSeq lists its product as uncharacterized. The record is from RefSeq and is a predicted model, not a curated record. Bases 1 to 492 code for a protein of 163 amino acids. NCBI's taxonomy places the organism in Eukaryota, Fungi, Basidiomycota, Agaricomycetes, Gloeophyllales, Gloeophyllaceae. The transcript has 3 exons.